AUGGAAUGCCAGCUUAUUGUCUACCCCGCGCCCCAGGUGUCCACGGCCGUGGUGGAGCCCUACAACUCCAUCCUGACCACCCACACCACCCUGGAGCACUCGGACUGUGCCUUCAUGGUGGACAACGAGGCCAUCUACGACAUAUGCCGGCGCAACCUGGACAUCGAGCGCCCCACCUACACCAACCUCAACCGGCUCAUCGGCCAGAUUGUGUCCUCCAUCACAGCCUCCCUGCGCUUCGAUGGUGCCUUCAAUGUGGACCUCACGGAGUUCCAGACCAACCUGGUGCCCUACCCCCGAAUCCACUUCCCCCUGGUGACCUAUGCCCCCAUCGUUUCGGCCGAGAAGGCCUACCAUGAGCAGCUGUCAGUGGCAGAGAUCACCAACGCCUGCUUCGAGCCCUCCAACCAGUUGGUCAAGUGUGACCCUCGCCAUGGCAAAUACAUGGCCUGCUGCAUGCUGUACCGCGGGGAAGUGGUGCCCAAGGACGUGAACGCCGCCAUCGCUGCUAUCAAGACCAAGCGCACCAUCCAGUUUGUGGACUGGUGUCCCAUAGGUUUCAAGGUUGGCAUUAACUACCAACCCCCCACAGUGGUGCCCGGGGGCGACCUGGCCAAGGUGCAGCGGGCCGUGUGCAUGCUGAGCAACACCACAGCCAUGUGGAUCAAGAGUUCUGGAAGUGUCCCUUGGGCAACAGUUGCAAAUAUCAUUGCUUUAGAUGAAUGUAUAAACUCCUUUCUGGGGGGUAUCGUCAAGCUGUGGUGA
Molecule: messenger RNA, 765 nt
Organism: Lutra lutra (Eurasian river otter)
Lineage: Eukaryota; Metazoa; Chordata; Mammalia; Carnivora; Mustelidae
Product: tubulin alpha-8 chain-like
Exons: 3
Coding region: 1-765 (254 amino acids)
Biological process (GO): microtubule cytoskeleton organization; mitotic cell cycle
Cellular component (GO): cytoplasm; microtubule
Molecular function (GO): GTP binding; structural constituent of cytoskeleton
Source: RefSeq, a predicted model, not a curated record